Molecule: messenger RNA, 926 nt
Organism: Plodia interpunctella (Indianmeal moth)
Lineage: Eukaryota; Metazoa; Arthropoda; Insecta; Lepidoptera; Pyralidae
Gene: SmB
Product: Small ribonucleoprotein particle protein SmB
Exons: 2
Coding region: 150-716 (188 amino acids)
Biological process (GO): mRNA splicing, via spliceosome
Cellular component (GO): U2 snRNP; catalytic step 2 spliceosome; U4 snRNP
Molecular function (GO): RNA binding
Source: RefSeq, a predicted model, not a curated record
UCUAGUGUCAGUGUCAUAUCUGUCAAAGUCAAGACAAAACGAGUUCAAUUCCGCCAUGUUUGUAUGUAGAAAGCUUCGUCUAAAUUGAAGGUUUAAUAACGAAUAAAUUUUAUAUUAAUCGGAACUUUGCGGAAUAAUCAACUGCAAAAAUGACUAUCGGAAAGAAUAAUAAAAUGCAGCAGCAUUUAAAUUAUCGCGUACGGGUUAUACUUCAGGAUUCUCGUACGUUUAUCGGUACUUUCAAGGCUUUCGACAAACAUAUGAAUUUGAUUUUGGGAGAUUGUGAAGAAUUCAGAAAAAUUAAAUCUAAGAACAGUAAAACUGUUGAUAGAGAAGAGAAAAGAACUUUGGGAUUUGUUCUGUUACGUGGAGAAAAUAUUGUUUCUCUAACUAUUGAAGGCCCACCACCUCCUGAAGAAGGUUUGCCACGAGUCCCUCUACCUGGUGCCAUGGGUGGACCUGGAGGAGGCCGUGCUGCCGGUCGUGGAUCAGGUCCAGGUGGAGCCCCUCCUGGAUUACAAGGUCCUGCAAGGGGUGUUGGUGGUCCAUCUCAACAACACAUGGCACCUGGUUCCAGAGGACAUCUGUCUGCACCACCACAAAUGCGUGGAGGUCCUAUGAUGGGUGGCCCACCCCCAGGCAUGAUGGGAGCCCCCCCUGGCAUGGGUCGCGGCGGUCCUGGAGGACGUGGUCCGCCUGGUAUGCGUCGAUAUUAGUUUAGAUGGCUUCAAGACAUGCCUUAUGGGUUGACAAUUUAUCAAAAACUUUGUUCAGCAAAGUUUGUGGAUACAUACACUUUCUAUGUGGUAUGUAUUAAUUGUGUAUGUUAAAAUGUGUCAGAUUAUUGACAUAAUGCAGUGAUAAUUAAAAAGUGCAUAGAUUUAAGUAUGUAUGUAUGUUUACUAAUAGAAGAUUAAGGUUUGAAA